This is a messenger RNA of Scutellospora calospora, 930 nucleotides long. The record is from the annotation of a GenBank genome assembly. NCBI's taxonomy places the organism in Eukaryota, Fungi, Glomeromycota, Glomeromycetes, Diversisporales, Gigasporaceae.
AUGUUUCAAACAAAAGUUCCAAAUGAAUUAAUAUUUUACAUAGUUUCAUAUCUUUACGAUAUUGAAAAAUCAUUAUUCAAGUAUAUUUUAAUUUCUCGAGAUUGGGCCAGGAUCAUUAUUCCAUUUUUAUGGGAAAAUUCUUUUUGUCAUGAAAAUUUUAAGAUCGAUUCAUUGAGACAAAUUAAUUUCAAAAUUAAUUCAUUUAGACGAAUCAUAUAUUGUAAUUUAUCAUCUGAUGAACGAAAUCUUUAUCAAGAAUUUUUUUUAGAAAAAUAUGAUGCAAUACCAUUAUUCAAUUAUUUUUCUUUUGUAAAAAAGAUUAAUACUCUUCAAAUUAAAAAUAUUUUCGUUGAUUAUAAAAAUAUUCAGUUUAAUCUUACCGGCAUUACAAAAACAGUAGUUAAUUUAUUGUUAAAGAGAUCUAAUUUAAUCGAAUUUAUUCAUAUACAUAAUAAAUUUGAUUUUUUUGAAAUGGUUAACGAAUAUAUGAAAGAUCACAAGAUUUCUCUGAGUUUAUAUAACCAAUUUUUAAAAUUAGAUAUGUUGGAAAAUUUAGAUAAUUUAACAAGUCUUUCGUUAUCAUCUAGUUAUUUACCUAAAUAUUUUGAUUCUUUAUUUGAUAGAAUUUCAAUUACAAACAUGAAAAGUCUUGUAUUGAAAAGUGUUAAUAAUAGAAAUUUAAUUGAAAACAUUAUCAAAUUACAAAAUCUCAAAUCUCUUUCAUUGAUAAAUUCAAUUCAUGAUUUUGGUGAUUUUUUAUUGAUCAAAGAAAAAAUGAAAAAUCUAAGAUAUCUAAAAAUAAUUUCAUUCAAGAUUAAUCCAGAUACCGAAGGAGAAUAUUUAAUUAACGAAUUUGUUAAACAUGAAAAUUUAAAAAUAUUAAAAGCAAGAUUUGGUAAUUCAAAUAUUCAAAAAAUUACUAUAUAUUAA